CCCUCGGGCCUCAGACCCUGCCCACAAGGAAGAUGCCAAAGACUUUUCCUUUUGAUACGUACUCGCGGAUUAUCACCUACAAGUGCCGGAAUUUGUCCACAAAGAAGGUCAAAGAGCAGCUGCGUUCGCGGGUUUCCGAGUCCACUAUUUAUCGCUGUUUCAAGCGUUAUCAACUCCUUGGUGUUAUCAAGCCAAACUGCAACAAAGGAUUGAAGUAUAGGACACGUAAAUUUAACACUUCUGCUCUCGAGUCACUUCAAGCCCUCUUUGCCGAAGUUGAGACUCUCUACCUGGACGAGGCUGCUGCUAUCCUGACCAACGUUCUGGGGGUCUGUGUGAAUCCUUGUGGCGUCAGUCGAGCGUGUAAGGAGCUCGGCCUCUCUCGCAAGAAGCUUACUACACGAUUUCGGGAGGCUAACAUAUCUCACCAGAAUCAGUUUAUCCGCUACGUUCGGGGGUCCCACUUUCGGCUCGACCAGUUCAUUUGGCUAGACGAAAGCGCUGUGAAUCACCGAAACUUCCUGCGGCCGUGGGGUCGUGCACAGCGGGGUGUGCGCACGAAGUCGACCACCCCACGGUCCAAGGGACCGCGCCAUUCCGUGCUUCCAAUCGUAACGGCCAGCGGCGUGCGUGACUGGUACAUCGUGCCUGGGUCCAUCAACAUUGAGCGCAUGAAGGACUUCAUCCAGCGCUGCCUGGUGCGUCGUGAGUACUAGCGUCCUCACACCCUAGCCUGACCCGGCCUUAAUUCGCAGAUCCCCAACCUGCGUCCGUUUCCUGGGCCCAGGUCUGUUGUCAUUAUGGACAACUGCAAGGUCCACAAGAACUCCGAGGUUAUUGCUAUGAUUGAGUCUGUUGGUGCUGUGGUGCUGUUUCUUCCAGCGUACUCCCCUAGCCUCAACCCAGUGAGUACCCUUGAGGCUGAUAGCUGCAGACUCCAUGGACAGAUGUGGCACGGACAUUGGACAUUGCAGG
This is a messenger RNA of Chlamydomonas reinhardtii, 975 nucleotides long. RefSeq lists its product as uncharacterized. Bases 33 to 716 code for a protein of 227 amino acids. Lineage: Eukaryota; Viridiplantae; Chlorophyta; Chlorophyceae; Chlamydomonadales; Chlamydomonadaceae. Gene Ontology annotation, molecular function: nucleic acid binding. The transcript is spliced from 3 exons. The record is from RefSeq and is a predicted model, not a curated record.